CUUCGCGCUCCCCCGUCUCGCUCCCUCUCGCUCCCUCUCGCUCCCUCUCACUCUCUCUCCCCUCACACACACACACGCGCAGAGGUACCGGAGCGAAAUCGGGAGCUUACCGGAGAAUUCCUCGGGAUCGUCGGAGUCUGGGGGCGGGGGGCGGGGGGAACCUCUCCUCCGUUGCUGGCGUGACUCGUCCCUACACCUCCCCGCUUCCCCAAGCCCCAGUCCUCGCCUUCAGCCAGUCUUGGGGGGGCAGCGGUCACCGUUCCACCUCGGCCCAGGGACCCGCAAUGUGAGGAGGGGCCGCUGCCGUCUCCCUCCCCAGGCCGCAGGGUCGGCUCGAGGGAUGCCAGCCCGGCGGGCGCGGACGGCGGGCUGAGUGGCUUCGCCUGAGGAACUGAGUUGGCCUCGCGCCGCCGGCGUCUGCUCGCCCCUCCCGCGUCUGCCGCUCGGAGGGGACACUCAAGUCUGCGCACCUCUGUCGGGCUCUUUCCUCCGUCACCCCUCUCCCUCCGCUUCCCGAAUUUCUGAUCUUUCUGAAGGAGCGUGCGGUCUGGGGGCGCGCGCGCGCGUGUGCCAAAGACGCCUCUCGUGGAGCGGUGUGUGGGAAACUGCAGGAAAAUGUUGACCUAACCCCAGGAGCCGCCCGGCGCUGGCUGCUCGGCUGGAGGAGGAGGCGGCGGCGGCGGCCAAGCAGGAGGACGAGCCGAGCCGCGGCGCUGUGUCCGGCCGGCGAGUCGCGGCGCUGCCUCCCGCGCGGACUCGGCGGCCGGCCUCGGCCCUCGCCGGCCCGGGUGGCCGCAGCCCUCUGCGCCUCUCCCCGCGCGGCCCCUGCGCCAGACGGCCCGCCUCCGGGGCGCGCUCGCAGACCGAGAGGCGUACAUUAACGGACACGGUUGGUCCAUUCAUUUUCCUUGGCAAUGUUUGUGUCUGGAACGGGCCCCACCGAGUUUGCUCUUUGCUCAACUCAAGAGUUACACACUGAGGAAAAGUCACAUCCGUUUGAUAUGAGGAUCAAUGAUGCAGACUGCUGGGUUCGAUGAAGCUGGGCAUUUAUAACUAGAUUCAUUAAGGAAUACAAAGAAAAUAUUUAAAGGGAUCAAUAAUGGUGUCUUCUGGUUGCAGAAUGCGAAGUCUGUGGUUUAUCAUUGUAAUCAGCUUCUUACCGAAUACAGAAGGUUUCAGCAGAGCAGCUUUACCGUUUGGGCUAGUUCGUCGAGAAUUAUCCUGUGAAGGUUAUUCUAUAGAUCUGCGAUGUCCAGGCAGUGAUGUUAUCAUGAUUGAGAGUGCUAAUUAUGGUCGGACAGACGACAAGAUUUGUGAUGCUGACCCAUUUCAGAUGGAGAAUACAGACUGCUACCUCCCAGAUGCCUUCAAAAUUAUGACUCAAAGGUGCAACAAUCGAACACAGUGUAUAGUAGUUACUGGGUCAGAUGUAUUUCCUGAUCCAUGUCCCGGAACAUACAAAUAUCUUGAGGUCCAGUAUGAAUGUGUCCCUUACAUUUUUGUGUGCCCUGGGACCCUGAAAGCAAUUGUGGACUCACCAUGUAUAUAUGAAGCUGAACAAAAGGCAGGUGCUUGGUGCAAGGACCCUCUUCAGGCUGCAGAUAAAAUUUAUUUCAUGCCCUGGACUCCCUAUCGUACUGAUACUUUAAUAGAAUAUGCAUCUUUAGAAGAUUUCCAAAACAGUCGCCAAACGACAACCUAUAAACUUCCAAAUCGAGUAGAUGGUACUGGAUUUGUGGUAUAUGAUGGUGCUGUCUUCUUUAACAAAGAAAGAACAAGGAAUAUUGUGAAAUUUGACUUGAGGACUAGAAUUAAGAGUGGAGAGGCCAUAAUUAACUAUGCUAACUAUCAUGAUACUUCACCAUAUAGAUGGGGAGGAAAAACUGAUAUUGACCUAGCAGUUGAUGAAAAUGGCUUAUGGGUCAUUUAUGCCACUGAGCAGAACAAUGGAAUGAUAGUUAUUAGCCAACUGAAUCCAUACACUCUUCGAUUUGAAGCAACGUGGGAGACUGUGUAUGACAAACGAGCUGCCUCAAAUGCUUUUAUGAUCUGUGGAGUCCUUUAUGUGGUCAGGUCAGUUUAUCAAGACAAUGAGAGUGAAACAGGCAAGAAUGCAAUUGAUUAUAUUUACAAUACCCGAUUAAACCGAGGAGAAUAUGUAGAUGUUCCCUUCCCCAACCAGUACCAGUAUAUUGCUGCAGUGGAUUACAAUCCAAGAGAUAACCAACUCUAUGUGUGGAACAAUAACUUCAUUUUACGAUAUUCUCUGGAGUUUGGUCCACCUGAUCCUGCCCAAGUGCCUACCACAGCUGUGACAAUAACUUCUUCAGCUGAGAUGUUCAAAACCACAGUAUCAACCACAAGCACUACUUCACAGAAAGGCCCCAUGAGCACAACUGUAGCUGGAUCGCAGGAAGGAAGCAAGGGGACAAAAGCACCUCCAGCAGUUUCUACAACCAAAAUUCCUCCUGUAACAAAUAUUUUUCCCCUGCCAGAGAGAUUCUGCGAAGCAUUAGACGCGAGGGGGAUAAGGUGGCCUCAGACACAAAGGGGAAUGAUGGUUGAACGACCAUGUCCCAAGGGAACGAGAGGAACUGCCUCAUAUCUCUGCGUGCUUUCCACUGGAACAUGGAACCCUAAGGGCCCCGAUCUUAGCAACUGUACCUCACACUGGGUAAAUCAGCUGGCUCAGAAGAUCAGAAGUGGAGAAAAUGCUGCCAGCCUUGCCAAUGAACUGGCUAAGCAUACCAAAGGUCCAGUGUUUGCUGGUGAUGUGAGUUCUUCAGUGAGACUGAUGGAGCAAUUGGUGGACAUUCUUGAUGCACAGCUGCAGGAGCUGAAACCAAGUGAGAAGGAUUCAGCUGGACGGAGUUAUAACAAGGCAAUUGUUGAUACAGUGGACAAUCUUCUGAGACCUGAAGCUUUGGAAUCAUGGAAACAUAUGAAUUCUUCUGAACAAGCACAUACUGCAACGAUGUUGCUGGAUACAUUGGAAGAAGGAGCGUUUGUCCUGGCUGACAAUCUUGUAGAACCAACCAGGGUAUCAAUGCCCACAGAAAAUAUUGUUCUGGAAGUUGCAGUACUCAGUACAGAAGGACAGGUCCAAGACUUUAAAUUUCCUCUGGGCAUCAAAGGAGCAGGCAGCUCAAUCCAACUCUCUGCAAAUACGGUCAAACAGAACAGCAGGAAUGGUCUUGCAAAGUUGGUGUUCAUCAUUUACCGGAGUCUGGGACAGUUCCUUAGUACCGAAAAUGCAACCAUAAAACUGGGUGCUGACUUUAUUGGUCGAAAUAGCACCAUUGCAGUGAAUUCCCACGUCAUUUCAGUUUCAAUCAAUAAAGAAUCCAGCCGAGUAUACUUGACAGAUCCUGUGCUUUUUACCUUACCACACAUUGAUCCUGACAAUUAUUUCAAUGCAAACUGCUCCUUCUGGAACUACUCAGAGAGAACUAUGAUGGGAUAUUGGUCUACCCAGGGCUGCAAGCUGGUUGACACUAAUAAAACUCGUACGACGUGUGCAUGCAGCCACCUAACCAAUUUUGCAAUUCUCAUGGCCCAUAGGGAAAUUGCAUACAAAGAUGGAGUUCAUGAAUUACUCCUUACAGUCAUCACCUGGGUGGGAAUCGUCAUUUCCCUUGUUUGUCUGGCUAUCUGCAUCUUCACUUUCUGCUUUUUCCGUGGUCUGCAGAGUGACCGUAAUACUAUUCACAAGAACCUUUGUAUCAACCUUUUUAUUGCUGAAUUUAUUUUCCUAAUAGGCAUUGAUAAGACAAAAUACAUGAUUGCAUGCCCAAUAUUUGCAGGACUGUUACACUUUUUCUUUUUGGCUGCUUUUGCUUGGAUGUGUCUAGAGGGUGUUCAGCUCUAUCUAAUGUUGGUUGAAGUCUUUGAAAGUGAAUAUUCAAGAAAGAAAUACUACUAUGUUGCCGGUUACUUGUUUCCUGCCACAGUGGUUGGGGUUUCAGCUGCUAUUGACUAUAAGAGCUAUGGAACAGAAAAAGCUUGCUGGCUUCAUGUUGAUAACUAUUUUAUAUGGAGUUUCAUUGGACCUGUUACCUUCAUUAUUCUGCUAAAUAUUAUCUUUCUGGUGAUCACAUUAUGCAAAAUGGUGAAGCACUCGAACACAUUAAAACCAGAUUCUAGCAGGUUGGAAAACAUUAAGUCUUGGGUGCUUGGCGCGUUCGCUCUUCUAUGUCUUCUUGGCCUAACCUGGUCAUUUGGGUUGCUUUUUAUUAAUGAGGAGACUAUUGUGAUGGCAUAUCUCUUCACCAUCUUUAAUGCUUUCCAGGGAGUGUUCAUUUUCAUCUUUCACUGUGCUCUCCAAAAGAAAGUACGAAAAGAAUACGGCAAGUGCUUCAGACAUUCAUACUGCUGCGGUGGCCUCCCGACUGAGAGUCCCCACAGCUCGGUGAAGGCGUCCACCACCAGAACCAGUGCUCGCUAUUCCUCUGGCACACAGAGUCGUAUAAGAAGGAUGUGGAAUGACACUGUGAGAAAACAAUCUGAAUCUUCUUUUAUCUCAGGUGACAUCAAUAGCACUUCAACACUUAAUCAAGGAAUGACUGGCAAUUACCUACUAACAAACCCUCUUCUCCGGCCCCACGGCACUAACAACCCCUAUAACACAUUGCUCGCUGAAACAGUUGUGUGUAAUGCCCCUUCAGCUCCCGUGUUUAACUCACCAGGACAUUCACUGAACAAUGCCAGGGAUACAAGUGCCAUGGAUACUCUACCGCUAAAUGGUAAUUUUAACAACAGCUACUCACUGCGCAAGGGGGACUAUAACGACGGCGUGCAGGUUGUGGACUGUGGACUAAGUCUGAAUGACGCCGCUUUUGAGAAGAUGAUCAUUUCAGAAUUAGUGCACAACAACCUGCGGGGCGGCAGCAAGGCUCACAACCUCGAGCUCACGCUGCCAGUCAAGCCUGUGAUCGGAGGGAGCAGCAGCGAAGACGACGCUAUCGUGGCAGACGCCUCGUCUCUAAUGCACGGUGACAAUCCUGGGCUGGAGCUCCAUCACAAAGAGCUCGAGGCCCCGCUCAUCCCUCAGAGGACUCACUCCCUUCUGUACCAGCCCCAGAAGAAAGCAAAGCCCGAGGGGACUGACAGCUACGUGUCCCAGCUGACAGCCGAGGCCGAGGACCACCUCCAGUCCCCCAACAGAGACUCUCUGUACACAAGCAUGCCCAACCUUAGAGACUCUCCCUAUCAGGAGAGCAGCCCCGACAUGGAAGAAGACCUGUCUCCGUCCCGGAGGAGUGAGAACGAGGACAUCUACUAUAAGAGCAUGCCAAACCUUGGAGCUGGCCACCAGCUUCAGGUGUGCUACCAGAUCAGCAGGGGCAAUAGCGAUGGGUACAUAAUCCCCAUUAACAAAGAAGGGUGUAUUCCAGAAGGAGACGUCAGAGAAGGACAAAUGCAGCUGGUGACAAGUCUCUAAUAGUGCCACUAAGGAAUUCCAGAGGCCACACGCAAGUAGUGAAUGCAGACAGACUCCAUUGGCCCUAUGCAGCUCCCUGAAACUCUGCUUGAAGAGAUGGCCCUGUUGACCUGUGGUUCUCCAGUGUAAAAAAAAGAUGACUGAACCUUGCAGUUCUGUGAAUUUUUAUAAAACAUAAAAAAACUUUGUAUAUACAGAGUAUACUAAAAUGAAUUAUUUGUUACAAAGAAAAGAGAUGCCAACCAGGUAUUUUAAGAUUCUGCUGCUGUUUAGAGAAAUUGUGAAACAAACAAAUCAGAACUUUCCAGCCAUUUUACUGCAGCAGUUUGUGAACUAAAUUUGUAAAUAUGGCUGCACCAUUUUUGUAGGCCUGCAUUGUAUUAUAUACAAGACGUAGGCUUUAAAAUCCUGUGGGACAAAUUUACUGUACCUUACUGUUCCUGACAAGACUUGGAAAAGCAGGAGAGAUAUUCUGCAGCAGUUUGCAGUUGACUGCAAACCUUUUACAUUAAGGCAAAGAUUGAAAACAUGUUUAACCACUAGCAAUCAAGCCACAGGCCUUAUUUCAUAUGUUUCCUCAACUGUACAAUGAACUCUUCAAAAAUGGCUAAAGAAAUUAUAUUUUGUUCUAUUGCUAGGGUAAAAUAAAUACAUUUGUGUCCAACUGAAAUAGAAUUGUCAUUAAAAAUAAUUUUAAAGAGUUUGAAGAAAAUAUUGUGAAAAGCUCUUGGUUGCACAUAUGUUAUGAAAUGUUUUUUCUUACACUUUGUCAUGGUAAGUUCUACCCAUUUUCACUUAUUUUCCACUGUAUACAGUGUUCUGCUUUGACAUGUUAGUCCUUAUUCUUACAUUUAAAUUUCUUAUUGCCAAAAGAGCGUGUUUUAUGGGGGGAAAACUCUUUGAAGCCAGUUACGCCAUGCCUUGCACAAAUGUGGUGAAAUCUAGAAAAGGUUGUGUCACCCUGUUUGUUCUUGAACGGGGGGCAGCGAGGGCACUGGGCACUUCUCACAAACUUUCUAGUGAACAAAAGGUGCCUAUUCUUUUUUAAAAAAUGAAAUAAAACAUAAAUAUUACUCUUCCAUAUUCCUUCUGCCUAUAUUUAGUAAUUAAUUUAUUUUAUGAUAAAGUUCUAAUGAAAUGUAAAUUGUUUCAGCCAAAUUCUGCCUUUCUUUUCAUCCCUUUGUGUAAACCUGUUAAUAAUGAGCCCAUCACUAAUACCCAGUGUAAAGUUUAACACGGUUUGACAGUAAAUAAAUGUGAAUUUUUUCAAGUA
Cervus elaphus (red deer) is the source of this 6713-nucleotide messenger RNA. It is a transcript of the gene ADGRL2, whose product is annotated as adhesion G protein-coupled receptor L2. Gene Ontology annotation, molecular function: carbohydrate binding; G protein-coupled receptor activity. The transcript has 22 exons. The record is from RefSeq and is a predicted model, not a curated record. NCBI's taxonomy places the organism in Eukaryota, Metazoa, Chordata, Mammalia, Artiodactyla, Cervidae. Gene Ontology annotation, biological process: brain development; cell surface receptor signaling pathway; adenylate cyclase-activating G protein-coupled receptor signaling pathway. Gene Ontology annotation, cellular component: neuron projection; membrane. Bases 1100 to 5440 code for a protein of 1446 amino acids.